CAGCUCUCAGGCAUCUUGGAGCCAACAGACGGCCUCGAACGUUGUUUGUCCCAAGAUCGCAUUCGCCGCCGUUGCUCUUGUCGCAAACCAGCGUAGCGAAACUUUACUUUUCCACGUCGUUAUCAAAUUUCCAAUGAAACCUGGUGACUGGCACGCGACGGUAAGGUUUAUAAAUUGUUUGGAAAUCCCAAUUUCGUUUAGUGAUUGAUCGUAAAUUAAUGGACGGUGGAUGAAACGUGACAAUAUUUUACGGUUUAUGUACCUGGAUACAUCUCUGAAUGAACUUAUACCUGCGAAGCGAAGAACCGUUAUAAAAGGUAGUACAAAGGAUACUGUACAAUAAUAUACAGUAUUUAUCUACCCAGUGACCACAGUGAAGUGAGUCGAAUAAUCGGUAUCUUAGUUCACUUAACAUAUACAUUCUUAUCGUUCCGUGGAAUGUGCGAUAUUCUACGUAAUACCGAAGAAUAAAUUGAUCGAGAAUAGAAAAAUAUUUUGCUUACUUAUUGCAUUGUUGUAUUUCAUCAAAGAGUCGCUUUCAAGCUGAUAAAACUUCAAUUAAUAGAUCAUAAAACACGGUUGCUGCGUUUUCGAUCGAAAAUCCAUUUCAAAUUUCGAAUGAUUCGAAUUUCUCCGGUUAAAUUUUAGACAGGCGCAGAACGAAUGCGCAGUCGCCUGGCUGCCGCGUGUGGGAGUGGUUGACGGUUGACGGGGAGUUUGAGAGAGUCGUGUAGUGUAAGUGCGAGAAAUUUCAACGUGGACAGAGGAAUUUCCUCCGCUGAGAAUUUCCCUGACGUGACGUUUGUUCGUUGGCGAAAUAACGCAGAUGUAAAACUAAGAUAAAACGUGAUUACGGUAGAAAUCUGACGCUUACGAUCGCGUGUAUUUGGUAUUGGCGAUUAGUCGACCAGUGUGUGGAAAAACGUUCGAGACCUUUUAGAGAGCUUGUUACACAAGCCAAUGCCGAGUGCUUCUAAGGAGUGCUUCGUACCUGUCCUCAAAACUGACUGUGGAAACUAUGAUACGUGGUGGUGAUUUAAAAUGCGAAUACAUGUGAAUCAACGUGAACAAAUACCGAGCCGCAAUAUGUCAAAUGCUGAACUUAACAUGCAGGAUAAAAAAGACUUGGACAAGUUCACUAAAUUCCUUGGUCUAAAGGCGGCGCAAAUCAUCGUGCAAUCGAGGUUAGGCCAGAAAGUUAACACGAAAUGCAAGCCGAAUUCAUCCGGCACUGAUUGGUUCAACCUGGCGAUACAAGACCUGCCCGAAGUUCUCACAGAGGCCAAGAAGGCUCUGUGCGGGGAAACAGUCAAUUUCAGGAUUCCUCUGUGUGUGGAAAUAUCUCUACGCACGAUCGAAGGAGACACCAUGGUCCUGGAGACAUGGAGCCUUGGCGUCCUACCGGAACAAAGUGACCCCGAGGUCAGAAUAACUUACACAGUUUAUAACAGAAUGGGUAUUCUGUUGAAGUCCUUACUUUCCGUGACCAGGGUGACGCCGGCUUACAAACUGAGUCGGAGACAAGGACCCGAUUCUUACGUUAUUUGCUAUAGGAUUUACAUGGGAGAGCCGCAGCUUCAUACAUUGGGUGAUAACUACAAGCACGUCAGAGUUGGCCAGGUCUAUACUCCGGUUGGAACUAUCCAAAUAUCUUUAUCGUAUAGAACCAAAAUGACAAUUUCUCCUACUCAUACUGGUCGGGACCUUGUAAUGCUGAAGAGUGAUCACUUUCACUCAGAUCUUAGCCCGAGACAUGUUCGCUACCAUCAAAGCGAAGAGAACAAUACUUCCUUGAGUGACAUGGCAAAAGUUGGCGCAUUCGCAGUUAACAAGAAAGUGACUGUGAAUGAAGAGGAUCUGGUUAUACCAGAUGUUCCGUUCAGUGCUCUUCUGACUCCACGUCAGACUUCUCCACCGCCAAUUCCAUCCACUGAAGAGCCAGUGAUCCCGCCUCUGUCAGGAACUACUGCGCCACAAACGGACAACAAUAAUGGCAACUCGGAAAAAACCUUAAAUGGCAAUUCGACGCCGAAAUGUAAUUCGCAAAAUGGAUCGAGGCGGAGCAGCUGUUCUAUGAUGAGCGCAAACGACGAUUUCAUUAUGGUAGACUUGAAAACACCAUUCGCCGGUACGAAUGCGAACAGUGAUCUUGGCACAUUUUAUCGAGAGUGUCAAAGCGCCCCGCAGCUUCAAGCUUUCACUGAAGAGAGAACACUUGCUGAGCAAGUAGGAGAUCUCACGGAGCAGUUGGAAACAUUUGAGACACACAUGCAUCAUUAUGAAGAUGUUUUAUCGUCGCUUUGCCACACAGAGAACAAUAACUGAAAUAAAUUAAAACAAAAGAUAGGUAACAUUUGGUGGAUCAUUUUUAGCAGUAAUUCCAAAGAAUUCGGUUAAAGGAAUUUCAAACAAUCAAAUUGUUUUUAUUAAAUUUUAAGCGUAUUUAUGUAUUGUUUGAUUAGACGGAGAUGAUAUAAAAAAAUUAACGAUGUUGAACGGUCGAUAUGAAUAUACUUAUAUGUAUAUAAUUAAAAUUUAACAUGUUACAAGCUUAUAAGUGCGAUUUUGCAAAACUAAAAUACUUGCCCAGUUGAUUGUUUUCAGAUAACAAUUUCAAACCUACGAAUAUUUUAAUAUUAUGACACACAACGUGUGGUUAAUUUGCAGAGACGAUUUUUUUUUUAUCAUAUCACAAGUCUCAAAUAUUGCGAUCUUAUUCUCCUUGGCUAAGUGCGAAAUGAGUAAUUAGAGACGAAUCUUUUAUUUAUAUUCAUUCACGCUAAACGCCAGAAGUAAAAUUCUUUGUACUUGCAAAUCGCAUGGCGCUAGUAGCAUUUAAUUGCGACAGUGCGUGUGAAGGAUAAUUAGAUUCAGGACAAAAAUGAAUUCUAUCACAUUACAUCACAUGCUAAAUAAAGGUCAUUCACCAACAGUCUAAUCAACUCCUAAUCUUUCUCACUCUUUUUCUCUUCCAUUCGUUCUUGUUCUGUCUGACGAUAAUAGGGUUUUAUAGAACUCUAACUAUUCGCUUAUACAUACUUUAGACAUCUGUCAGGUUGGUUCAUUUUGUUUUCUCAUAAACGUUAGACUUUUCUGUCUAAAGUCGUAAACUUCGGAAAACUCGAAUAAAAUUAUUUAAGACUUACGAUAUGACCUAAUUUAAUAUUGUUUGCUGAAAAUUAUUUAUUUUUCUAUUUUGGAAUUUAUUUUUUUGGUUCAUAAAUUAUUACUGUAAAUACCUUACUUUCUAUGAUAUGAAUUAUGUUGUAUAUGAUAUGUUUUAAACAAGUGAUUUGAGUUACGUAUAUAGUAUACACACGCAUACGUAUUGAUAUUGUGAAUCAAUUUUUAUGAGAUGUUUUUACAAGCAACAACUUUCCGUGUAACCGGUCGAAGAUUAAUAUGGUACGAUAUUGAGUUAGUAUGUAGAAUUAUGUACAGAAUCAUAUUUUUAUUUUUUGAUUUUAUAACCAAAUUAUAAAUGGAUGAUUUUAAACAUAUAAGGAAUGAAUGUCAAAUGUAUCAGUCAAAACAGUUUAUUUCAUGAGACUAAUGAAAUCUCAUUAACAAAUCAGAAUCAGAAACAGAUUAACAAUGAAGAAAGUUCGCAACGUCAACGUUUGCUUUUUCAAUUAGACAUGUGAUAUAUUCUGAAAUUGAAAAGAGCAUUGAAAGCGAGAUGUUGAACGGAGAUCGACAUUGAUUGGGCAUCUGUUAUUAUAUUGAGACUGUUUAAAAAUAAAAGAACUUUUGUCAGCAUGAAUUCACAAUUACAACAAGUAUAGCUUUAUGUACAUUAUACAGAUAUAGAAAUGUGUCGCACGUAUCAGUAUAAAUUGCUUAUGGUACGUAAUAGAAACUCUGAAUCAUAA
This is a messenger RNA of Neodiprion virginianus, 3872 nucleotides long. RefSeq names its product autophagy-related protein 13 homolog (gene Atg13). NCBI's taxonomy places the organism in Eukaryota, Metazoa, Arthropoda, Insecta, Hymenoptera, Diprionidae. The transcript is spliced from 5 exons. Gene Ontology annotation, biological process: autophagosome assembly; protein localization to phagophore assembly site; mitophagy. The record is from RefSeq and is a predicted model, not a curated record. Bases 1042 to 2325 code for a protein of 427 amino acids. Gene Ontology annotation, cellular component: cytosol; extrinsic component of membrane; Atg1/ULK1 kinase complex.